UAGAAAAUAAAACAGUCUAGAUUGUCAUCUGACACACGCCCUAGAUCCAGCAGAGUCAACGGUUCUGUUUCUCUUUCAUUUUUACUACAUCACCAAACAGUCAAACAAUCCUUAUCCAACACACUCCAGAAAAUCUCCACGGCUAUAAAAAUGGAGGGUCUUGUUUGCUCAAACGCUGUCGUUUUGGAGGGCUUCCUCUCUUCUCUCAUUGAAGCCGUGGUACUUGAAACAGCCAUUGCUGCUUGGAAGGCACUUGCUUUGUCACUUUUCAUGAUAGGUUCUUUGCCUAACAGAUCCAGUGACAUCCCAGAAGAGUCAGGCACAAGUCGAGGGUUUCCAUUUACUGGGCUUCACGUAAGGAAGAAACCUGAUCCUGAUAAUCAAGAUGCCAGUGAUACCGAGGAUGAUGAAGACGAUGAGGAUGGCCAAGAUGAUCAGGACGAGGAUGAUGAAGGCGAUGAUGAGGAUGUGCCUGACAAAGGAGAGGAUGGUGAGGAUCUGGAGGAUGAGCCUGAAGCCAAUGGUGAUGGUGGCAGUGAUGAUGAUGAUGAUGAAGAAGACGAUGAUGAUGAGGAAGAUGAAGACGACGAUGAUGACGAGGAGGAUGAAGACGAGGAUGAAGAGGAGGAUGAGGAAGAUAUUCCCCAGCCACCAUCUAAGAAGAGGAAAUGAGGCCAAAAUCAUUUUCCUCUUUUUUUCUUAUUUUGUUUUAUUUCUCUUGUUAGAUUAGGAGUUUGGGUUAACAGGGAGCGUAAGCUGGGAGGAUUGAGUGUCUUAUCUGCAUCCUGGUCGAAAAGAUUGUGGCAAGUGUGCGGGCACAUAUUGGUAUUUCUAAUGUUUAAGAAUUCAGUUGUUUUUACUGUUGCA
Populus trichocarpa (black cottonwood) is the source of this 867-nucleotide messenger RNA. RefSeq names its product phosphopantothenoylcysteine decarboxylase subunit VHS3. The transcript has 4 exons. Lineage: Eukaryota; Viridiplantae; Streptophyta; Magnoliopsida; Malpighiales; Salicaceae. The record is from RefSeq and is a predicted model, not a curated record. The coding region runs from base 151 to 672 and encodes 173 amino acids.